UAUCAUAACGAUGUUAACUACAAGGACCACAGACAACCACAAUUCAAAAUUCAAUAACAUAAUAGCAAAUUCGCUACAUAUUAGCUAUUGAUGACUUUAAUUUCUUUUGAUUUUCAGAUUGCUCCUAUGCUAUUUCAAGGAUUUUCAAUCAUUCCAUACCUGACUCAAAUUUCCUAUAUGAGGAUGGAUGGUCUCUUCUUCUCAUACUACAUUGACAAAAACCAAACUUUUGCAGUUUAUGCUAACUUUAACUUCACUGCCAAUGUCCAUCCUCAUCCAAGAAGGGAAUACAGUUGGUUCACUCAAUUGGUAAACUCUAGCACAGGAGAAUUAUAUGGGAAUAUGGCUAAGACCCUCCCCUUGGUUACUAGCAACGUGAGUUGGUUUCGAGAUGCCUCGAAUAGUAACCAGGGAUGUGCCUCCAUAGGGACAAAAUGGAGCUCGGACCGUGAACGCUUGUUCCUCAACACGGUUAGAGUUAAUGGGAGUAGUGGAGUUGUCUCCUUCGGAUUUUCGAUCAAAGCAUUGAUCGGCCUUUUCUCAAUGGGCACCCAACGUCAAGGAAGGAGAUUGUAUCUGGCGACCAGGGAAGGAGAGAUUCUUGUCCAAGGGUUUCAGAACAUUAAGAUGAUUAUUGCUGAUGGUUUGGCUUCAUUUCAAUUGAUGAAGCCAAAUGGCGAUCAAAUUUCUCUAAUCGGGAACAUCUCGUGCCUGCAUAGAAAAGAAGCUUUUGAUGCAAAUGCUCCUUUUUUUAAUCUUUUGGGCACAAACUAUAUGAUAUAUUGCUCUCCACUUGAGAUAAUGGGUGUGCAGUUGCUCCUACCUAUGUUCUUAUUUCAGGUCUAUGCAUUAGUAUUGCCUCAAGAAGAGCUAGCCAGCAUUGUCCACAGGAGUAGCAGAUUGGCACUAAUUCUCCUCAUACUAAUAAUGACUACCACAGUUAUCUCCAUUUUUGGUUUUGUGUUCAUAGUCAUUAGAGCAGCAAAAAGAGAGAUGCAUUUAUGUGCCAGACUCAUACAACAAAUGGAAGCAACUCAACAGGCAGAGAGAAAAAGUAUGAACAAAAGCACUGCUUUUACGAGAGCGAGCCACGACAUUCGCGCUUCUUUGGCAGGCAUUACUGGUUUGAUUGAGAUAUGUCACAAUGAAGCUGCCCCGGGUUCAGAGUUAGACAUAAACCUCAAACAUAUGGAUAAUUGUACAAAGGACCUACUGGGCAUAUUGAACUCUAUCCUGGAUACAAGCAAGAUUGAAGCAGGAAAAAUACAGCUUGAGGAAGAAGAAUUUCAUUUGGGUCAACUUCUUGAGGAUGUGGUAGAUUUGUAUCAUCCAGUGGGUAUGAAGAAAGGAAUAGACAUAGUGUUAGAUCCUUGUGAUGGCUCGGUUAUCAAGUUUUCUCAAGUGAAGGGUGAUAGGGGAAAGCUUAAACAAGUGUUGAGCAAUUUAUUGAGUAAUGCUGUUAAAUUCACUUAUGAAGGGCAUGUAACCGUUCGAGCGUGGGUCAGGAAUUUACCUGAGACUCAGAAUAAGAUGGUCGCUUCUGAUCAAAAUGGUGAAAUAAUGAAGCACUUAUCCUUCUUGUUAUGCAAGAACACACAAAUAUUUCGAGACCAGCCAGCCACGGAUAAUGGAGUUAAUCUUAAUCCUGAUCGUAUGGAAUUUACAUUUGAGAUCGAUGACACAGGGAAAGGCAUUCCCAAAGAGAAGCGGCAAUUGGUUUUCGAGAACUACGUCCAAGUCAAAGAAACAGCUUUAGGACAAGGAGGAACUGGCUUGGGACUUGGCAUUGUUCAAUCUCUGGUACGCUUGAUGGGAGGAGAUAUAGCAAUUUUAGACAAAGAGAUUGGAGAAAAGGGAACAUGCUUCAGAUUCAGUGUUAUUCUUACUGUCUCAGAGGGAAACAUCAACUCCGGUGGUAACACGCGUCAAUCAUCCCCUACCUCGAGACUUACUUUUCAGGCUCCUAGUCCAAGUCUCCAUUCACCCAGAGCAAUCCGAACUACUAGUUCAAAACCUGAGACAUCUCGUGUCAUUCUCUUAAUUCGAAAUGAUCAACGAAGAAUGAUAUGCAAGAAAUUCAUGGAAAGUCUUGGUGUGAAAGUAUUGGCAAUGAAACAACGGGAGCAACUCCUUGACACUCUACAGAAGAUAUUGGGGAAACAAAGCCAUUCAAGACACGACUCAAGAGGAAGGUCAGAAAAUAGUUCACCAAAUGACUUCCUGAGCAAAUCAACAUCUGGUGACUCCCGCAAUGGGAUGAAUAUGGAUGUUUCUUUGGGUGCAAUGAAAGACGAGACAAAUUACUUGCUUUCUGUAUUCAAAAAGACUAAUCUCAGAUGUGGAAUUAGCUUCAUCUUGAUUGUAAUUGAUGCCAGUGCAGGACCAUUUAGGGAAAUAUCAAAUAUGGUGGCUAAUUUUAGAAGAAGACUUCAAGGUUCCUAUUGCAAAGUUGUUUGGCUGUUGGAGAAUCAAAUGUUAUGGAUCAACCACAAGGGGCUAGAGACGAAUGAUGUUGUUAUAUCUAGACCUUUUCAUGGUUCUCGUUUGUAUGAAGUGAUAAGACAUCUUCCAGAGUUUGGAGGUACAAUACAAAGCAGAGAAGGUAGUAUAUUAUGCCAGGGUGAGAAUGUUUCAAAAGAUUCAAGUUCAUCACUAUUCCAAAAUCAUGGAAAGACCAAGGUGGGGAGUUCUCCAAUUUUAGAAGGACAAAUUGCAAUGCCAUUGAAUCAAAAUUAUUCUCGUUCAGUCUCAAAGUCGAGAAUUUCUUGGUUGGCAAAAAACCAAGAAACUAGAGAAGACAAAUCUGAAAACUUGAGCGGCGAAAAACCUCUAACUGGGAAGAAAAUCUUGGUUGCAGAGGACAAUACAGUGUUACAAAUGAUAGUUACACUGACACUAAGCAAUCUUGGUGCAACUAUUGAGAUAUGUGAAAACGGAGAGGAAGCUUUGGAGCUUGUUUCCAAUGGCUUGGGCAAUCAACGGAAACAUGCUGCUUCAAAUACUCUUCCUUACGAUUACAUACUAAUGGACUGUGAGAUGCCAAUAAUGGAUGGAUAUGAAGCAACUAGACAGAUAAGGAAGUUGGAGAGAAAUUACAACACCCACAUUCCAAUCAUUGCACUGACUGCCCAUACAACAGGAGAAGCAAGAAGGACAAUGGAGGCUGGAAUGGAUCUGCAUUUAGGCAAACCACUGGUAGAAAAGGACCUCCUAGAAGCCAUUACAUGUAUCCAUAGUAAAUAAUGUUUUACUUUCUUCGUGCAGAUUAAACUAAAAUCUCAGCAAUUUCAUAUGGUAUAAGAUUUUUUUGAAACUA
This is a messenger RNA of Momordica charantia (bitter melon), 3316 nucleotides long. NCBI's taxonomy places the organism in Eukaryota, Viridiplantae, Streptophyta, Magnoliopsida, Cucurbitales, Cucurbitaceae. The record is from RefSeq and is a predicted model, not a curated record.